AUGGGGCCUCCAGGUUAUGAUGGAAGUCCAGAUGCGUUACCUGGCAUGGCCCAGUCAGGAAUGGACCAAACCCGUAAACGACCAAAUCCACAGCAAAUUCAGCAGAUGCAGCAGCUACAGUUUGCUCAGAAUAGGACCCAUAGUGCUAAGAAGAAGAAGAUGGCAUAUAAAAUUCUAUCUCAGAGGAUUCUGGAACUGGUAUCUGAAGCUCAGGCUUACAUGGAUUUACUGGCGUUUGAGAGAAACUUUGACCAGACGAUUAUGAGAAAUGUAUAUACUUGA
Pelobates cultripes (western spadefoot toad) is the source of this 282-nucleotide messenger RNA. The record is from the annotation of a GenBank genome assembly. Lineage: Eukaryota; Metazoa; Chordata; Amphibia; Anura; Pelobatidae.